CGUCGGUAGGUUUGAGGGCGAGCUGGGAAAUGUCGCUGGAAAACUUGUGUUCGUCUCGUCGGAAGAGUUAAGAAUCCGCGUCCUUUUUUAUACCCAGACCUCUCAUUCCAGGACAUCUACUCUCAGGGCUGCUAUGGCUGUGAGGAGGCAGCAGGAGCAGCUGGGCGACAACCGCACCGAGCCGCCCAGCUUGGUGCGUAUGGUGAAGUCGCUGAUACCUGUGCUGCCUUGUUCUACCUUUUCCACCGUCCUGUUCGGUUGGAUUCUGUUCUAUCUUACCUGCAGGUACAAGUUACUAGGCGAGCAGACCUUUACUCUGGGCAACUUCCAGAGCCGCUUACAAGUGUACAGAGUGCUCAGUUAUGUGUUCAUCCACAGAAGUAUGAGUGCACUAGUGUGCAAUAUUCUCAUGCUGUGGUAUUUUGGUGGUGCCAUGGAGAAGGACAUCGGAACUGUAAAAUUUGCCUACCUCACACUCCUACUUGCAAUUCUUUCUGGAAUUAACUAUGUUAUUAUUGGUUCAAUAUUUUUUGGACUGGAAAAUCUAAAAGAAAUUCAGGGAUUCACAGUAGUCGUGUUUGCCUUUGUGGGGAUGUCUGUAGUUCUGUCCCCUAUGAGAUCUGUUGUGUUCAUAACAACAAUCAAGGUGAUUUAUCUCCCAUUCGUUUUACUUAUCCUUUCGCUUUUUAUACCGGAGUCAUCGAUCUUGGGUAAUGUUUGUGGAAUUGCAGCAGGAGUUGUUUAUGCUUACGGCCGAAAGUACUUUCCAUAUCUGGACAUGCAUGAGUUGACUGCUGCUUCUUUGGAGAGGUACUUUCCUUUCAACAAUCUGAAGAAUUUACCAGGGAUCACAUUUUAUUCUGCCUUAUGGGAGGUGAGACAUGUCGAGACAACAAACAGGUGUAAUCCUAAACCAGGGUCCUACCCAACUCAAACUUAUUACUAUCCUUCAUCCACUGACCCAGAGCACUGCUAUAAUUCAGCAAUAUUAAAACAGCAAAUUAGUUUGUAUGGAAAUGUGCAGCAACAGCAUCAUAGUUAUAAUCUUGAACGUACUCCUGGAUUUGGAUAUGAUGUGGUUCAUGGACACAGUCAUGACAUUAUGCAUCCAUCUGGACAUGUAUUCAACCAUAACCUUAGGCAGGCACUUGGACAUGGACACAGCCAUGAUGUUGGACACACACCUGGACGUGGACUUGGCCGUGAAUUCGGGCUGGCAUCUGGGCACAGUCACUGCCAUGACUUUGGGCAUGCAUCUGGUCAUGGACACAGUCAUGAUGUCUUUAUAUCUGAACAUGGACAUGCCCAUGACCUUGGACAUGGCCAUGACCUUGGGCACAUGAACAAUCCUGAAGAUGGGCAUACCUGCGACCAUAAACCCAGUUAUCAAUAUUCUGGGGACGUACAAUAUAGUUCUUCGGGGCUCCAAAAGGGUGUUAAAAGUUCUGCUUCCAAACAAGACUCCUUUUCUGUGCUAAUGGGCUAAGUUUUGCUCUGGGUUUUUUUUAGCAGGCAGCUGCACACAUGAGGUACCAGGCCAUGAUUAUCACAGGGAACAUCAUUCCAUACUAAAGAUGUCAUUUUAAGUUAAAAUUUUGUAGUUCAAUCUUCUGAGACAGCACCAAAGUGGAUGUUGAUGCAUUCAUUGUGAAUCCUAUCACUGGUAUGCAAUUGAAGUUGUGAAAGAUUUUUUAAAAGUCUGCAUCUGUUCAUUUGCCAAACAUUAGAAUUAAAAAUGUCAUAUAUUUAGUAAUUUUUAAUUCCAUUUAUUUGUUGUGCUACAUUUUUAGUUUGAGAAAUUUGUUUCUGCUUGCCAUUUAAAAUGCCCAUGCAACUAUGAUCAGCAGGCUGAAUUUUUCAUUCAUUUGACAUGCUUAUUUAACAUUGCUAAUAACAGUUUUGUAAACAACAUACUUUGGAAAUAUCCUGGCCCGAAUAUCCUGGCUUGAGACCUGAGACAGCUGUAUAAUGAAACCUGAUUUGUACUGUUAUGGAAUAAUAGUCAUUUCUAUUAGACCAAGAGAUGUAUAUUAGAGGUGAAGUACUGGAGAAAAGAAAACGUGGCCCUCCAUGCAUGUUACAGUGUGACAGAGAUAAUGGGCAAGGAGAUUCUAACACAGUCUUUACCUAUUUUACUGUCAGUCCAGCUUGAUAUUUGCCGCCUGUUCUGGUAGGUAGGAGUGAUGGCAAGACUUUCUUUCAAUAGUGAGGUGGGGAAAUGUAAGGAUGAGUUUCCAUUGUUUUGAUAUCAUUAGGUUAGUAGUGCUGGAGACUGUAAACAUGCUACUAAGGCUGCUGAUGAUUUGUAUGCUCCAAUGCAAAGUCUGUCCACUUUUGACUCCAUAAUUGUGUUCAUUUCACCCCCUUCCUCAGUUCCUUUGCUGCCAAAACCUUAUUCAAUAUUUCAGAAUCAAGUUUAAUAUCACUGGCAUAUGUUCUGAAGUUUGUUGUUUUGCAGUAGCAAUAUAUUGCAAUACAUAAUAGUAAAAAAUUAUGAAUUACAGUAAGACGUAUGUAAAAAUUAAGUAGUGCAAAUAGCAAAAAAAAAGAGGUAGUGUAUAUGGGUUCAUUGUCCAUUCAGAAAUCUGAUGGUGGAGAGGUACAACCUAAAAGGUUGAAUGAGUGACUUCAGGUUCCUAUACCUCUUCCUUAAAGGUAGCAAUUAGAAGAGGGCAUGCUCUGAGUGAUGGGGGUUCUAAUGAUGGAUGCCACCUUUUCUGAGGCAUUGCUUUAUGAUACCUCUUUGCUGGGGAGACUAGUGCCUUUAAUGCAACUUUCUGAUCCUGUGCAAUGGCCCUUCCAUACCAGCCAGUGAUGCAGCCAGUUAGAAAGCUUUUCAUAGUACAUCUGUAGAAAUUUCCCAGAGUCUUUAUUGACAUAUCAAGACUCCUCAAACUCCUAAUGAAAUAUAGCCGCUGUCGUGCUGCCUUUGUAAUUGCAUCAGUAUGUUGGGCCAGGGUCCUACCUCAUUUUCCCCUUCCUGAAGUCCACAUUCAAUUCCUUGGUCUUACUGAUGUUGACUGCAAUGUUGUUGCGACGCCACUCAACCAGCCUUCUCUGUAAGCUUCCUUGUCGCCAGCUGAAAUUCUGUCAACAAUUUUAGCAAUAGAAAUAAUUUUGUUACCUGUGAACGUGUCUAUUCCAAUGGUCUCUUGCCUAGCUUUCUAUCUUCUAACAUACACUGCCUCAUAUCCUUGGGAAAUGGUAGCUUGGCUGAGUUAAGUUCACUUUUCUUUUGAGUAAAUACUUAUAACUGUCCAAAUAAUAGUUACUGCAAGACAAAUUAGAAGUAACCCAAAGUAUUGGCUUGUGUCCAUUGGCCAAAGACUUGAGGAAUACACAUCUUAGAUGUGUUUGUUUACCUCGGAGUUUGACUUGCAUUUGAAAGCAACAAUCAUUACUUAAUCUGAAUAAUGCAAAUUAAAAUGAAUUAGGAAGCAAAAGCUUUGAGCACCAUUGUCCCGGAAAUAUUUAAUUCUGAAAGAGCAGCUAAUUCUCUGUACUUUUCAUUCUUGUCCUACUGACAAAAAUUGAAUUGUGUAUUUUUGUCUACAAAACAGUUUAAAAAAAAGGAGGCAGCAGGGGAUGAAGACGAACUGAGGGUGCCCUUCAUCUCGGGUUUAAAUGCAUCUUCAAAUCGCUUCCUAAUACACUUGUAUUACAGAAACACUUUCACUAUGUAUUCUGAAUAUUUGAUUAUAUUAAGAGUGCCUUCUGUUAAAUGCAGCUGAAAUUUUGAAGCUGAUUGGAUGUUUAUAUUUUUUAGUAAUAAUACAGUAACUUGCUGUCCUUUGGGAAGGUGGCAAAGUGGCUUGGAGAAUAAAUUAUUUCUUGGGAUGGUUGGAAAAAAAACUAAUUUAAAGUGGUCAGUGAUUGCUUCUGCCUGCAAUUCGUAACAUUGCAAAAAGCUUGAACAGAAAUGGGAAUGAUUUCAGUGGGAAAACUUAAGUGUAAAGCUAAAAUAGCACAAAAUACUGUGAUAAAAUUUGGAAUGUACAUUACCACAGUAGGCCAGUAGUUUGACGUCCUGUUAAAACAAAGGGAAUGUUGACUCAGACCUUGAGGCCUGCGUUUGGGCAUUUUCAUGCCUUACAGGGUGCAGAUUGGAAGUCUGUGUGGGGCGUUAAAACACAAGUAGUUAAUUACAUGUGUUUGUAUCUACCUGAGACCAAUGAGCACAUCCACAGAUGGAUGCAUUCAAAAAUAAAGGAGAUAGAAUAAUUUAUAGUUUAGCCCAUUUUAAUCUCAAAAAUUGGUAAAGGCACUUUCCAUUAAACUGCCUCAAUAUAUAGAGGACCCGACUUGGGACAGUGCAAUACUGAACCUCCUGUUAGGAAACAAGAAAGGGCAAGUACCAGAAGUGGUAAUCAGGGAGUACUUUUGCAUCUAAUAAACAUAAUUCUAUUAGUUUUUAGAUAGUGAUGGAAAAGGCUAAGUCAGGAUCACAGAUAAGGGUCUUAAAAUGAAGCAGGGCUAAUUUUGGGGGGGAAUUAGAUAGUAUCUAGCAGAGGUUGAUUGGGUGAGCUUGUUUAAAGGGGGAAAAAUGAAGAGCAAGUGGAAAGCUUUUAAGAGUGUAAUAUCAAUUGUCUAAGAGCAGGAUGUUCUGUUGAGGUGAAGGGGAAACCUGGCAAAUUUGGGGAACCUUGGCUAAUGAGAAAUAUUGAGGCUCAGGUCAAGAAAAAGGAAACGUACAUUGGGUUUAGGUUGUGCAGAUCCCUUGAUGACUAUGGCUGGAUUAAGAAUACUGUUAAGGGGGAAAUCAAGAGAGCAACAACAGGGUAUGAGAUGGAUCUGGAAGGUAAGGUUAAGGAAAUUCCCAACAAGUUCUAUAGCUAUAUUAGUAUGGUGGCUAACGAGAGAGUAGGUCUCUUUAGAGAUUGCCAAGGCUGCAAAGGUGGGAUUUGUUAACUGAGAAGAAAAUCAUAAUUACUCAAGAGAUAAGGAAAACAAGCAGAGAUGUUUUGGAGGACAUUUGUAUUUACCAGGGAAGACGUGUUUGCAGCCUUACAACGUGUUAAGGUGGAUAAAUUCCCAGGGCCUGACCAAGUGUGUCCUCUUGUGGAAGGCUAGUGAUGAAAUGGCCGAGGCCCUUGUGGAAAUAUUUCACUCAUCAAUAGCCACUGGUGAAGUUCCCUCCUUAUGGAAGGCAGCUGAUGAUGUUCCAUUGUUUAAAAAGAGUAAGGAGGACCAGCCAUGGAAUUAAGCAGUCAGCCUGACAUCAGUAGUGGGAAAGUUAUGGUGAAAAUUCUGAGGGACGGGAUUUACCAGCAUUUUGAUCGACAGAGUGUGAUUAGGUGGAUUCGUCAUAACUUUGUGUGUGGGAAGUUGAGCUUUGUUUUUUAAAGGUAACCAGAAAGGUAAAUGAGGAUAGGCCUGUGGAUGUUGUCUAUUUGGAUUUUAGCAAGACCUUCAACAAGGUCCCACAUGACAGGCUGGUCUGAAGGUUAGGUGCUGGGGAAUCCAGGGAGAGCCAGUCAGGAAGAUUCAAACUUGGUUCAGAAGUAGGAAGAACAGAGUGGUGGUUGAAAGUUAUUUCUUGGAAUGGAGGCCUGUAACUAGUGAUGGCCUACAUGGAUUAGAGUGGGAAUGCACAAGACUUCUGUUCACCUUUAACAUAGAAAUCAUCUCCUGAGGCGAACCCUUGUCUGAUACAGGAUGCCAGCUGCUCUCUUUAUUUCCGGUAGGUGCGAAUGGAUUUUUCUGAAGGGACCAAAUCCCAGCUGGGCAAAUUGUACAGUGCAGGGCUGGAGUCUCAGGGUGACCAGCUUUUCUAUCUUCACCUCCUUUUUAAAGGAAAUGUGCAAAAUGCUGGAGGAACUCGGCAGGUCAUGUAGCAUCCAUGGAAGGGAAUAAACAGUCAUUUUUUCAGGCUGAAAACCUUCACUAGGGCCCCUCCAUCGAUGCUGUCUGACUUGCUGAGUUCCUUCAGCAUUUUGCAUGUGUUGCUCUGGAUUUCCAGCAUCUGCUGUAUCUCUUCUGUUUAAAAUAUGACUUUUUUUCGUAUACUUCCAAAAAUUAAGUGGGAUUAUAAACAGAUAUCACCUGGGAGGAUAGUAAAUAUUUAAGGACAGUAAGCCCAGUUUUAAUUAUUAGUAAAUAACUGAGUCCUGAUGAAGAGCCUUAACAUUGAGGGUGUUUAAGGAGGAGAUUGAUAGGUAUCUAAUUCGUCAGGGUUAUCAAGGGAUAUGAGGAAAAAGCUGAAGAUUGGAACUAGAUGGGAGAAUAGUUUAGCUCAUGGUGGAGCAGACUCGAUGGGCCGAAUGGCCUAUUUCUGCUCCUUUGUCUCGUGAUACAUUUGAGUUCAGAAAUUCUGAUACCCCUGCUAGUUCUUAUUCACCCAUCAACCCUGUAGCCUUAGAUUGCUAUGGCUUUUUUGAUCAGGUUUUUUUAAAGAUCCUUUAGUAUCUCAUCUUUCUCUUUCUGUAACAUACAGAUCUAUAACUUCAGAUCUCCGUGAAGCUUGAAUUUUGGUUCUGUUUCAUGUACAAUUUUACCAUUGGCUUUAGGUACCUAAGUAUUAAACUUCCAUCCUCUUUACCUCUCCUACUUUAAGACCAUCUGACAACCCACCUCUUCAAUCAGACUUCUUGAACAGAUUUUGUAAUGAGUUACCCCUAUUCACAUUAUAUUGUUUAGAGCACAUGUAUUGUUUGAUGGCAUUGCUAUCAAUGAUAGAGAUCGCCUCCAGAACUGCAGUGUUUUGCAGCCUUGGAAGGAAGUCGGGAAAUCACUUGAAAUGAUCAGAAUUUGUAACACCUGCUGUGUAAUACCCUGAAAGCCUUAACUUGAUGGGCAGUAAUUUAAAAGUUAACUGGUUCUGAAACUCAUCUUGUCCAUUUGUAUUGUUUCUUCAGAUGACUAUUUCAAAAUGUAAGGAAUUUAAAAAUGUUUUUUAUAAAAUAAAAAUCUACUAUUUCGUAUUGUAAUUGUGUAAUGGUUUAAAAAAAAUUAAAACCUCAUUUUGC
Messenger RNA from Mobula hypostoma (lesser devil ray), 6965 nucleotides. RefSeq names its product rhomboid domain-containing protein 2-like. Gene Ontology annotation, molecular function: serine-type endopeptidase activity. NCBI's taxonomy places the organism in Eukaryota, Metazoa, Chordata, Chondrichthyes, Myliobatiformes, Myliobatidae. Bases 134 to 1486 code for a protein of 450 amino acids. The transcript has 4 exons. The record is from RefSeq and is a predicted model, not a curated record. Gene Ontology annotation, cellular component: membrane.